ACGGCGCUGCGGGUGAAGCCUAGGCUGUUCCUCGGAGGGUGGAGGGCUGGGGGACCCGCCAGGGAAGUGGGGGGCCCCGCGCCGUGCCCCUGUGUGCCCACCCCUGGUCCCCCGGCACCGAGGCUGCUCGAGCCCAGGGUGUUUUUUUACUUGUCCCGCCACCUCCCAGACUCUGGCCCAACAUGAUACUGACUAAAGCCCAGUACGACGAGAUAGCCCAGUGCCUAGUGUCUGUGCCUCCCACCAGGCAGAGCCUGAGGAAGCUGAAGCAGAGGUUCCCCAGUCAAUCGCAGGCCACUCUGCUGAGCAUCUUCUCCCAGGAGUACCAGAAACAUAUUAAAAGAACCCAUGCCAAACAUCAUACUUCGGAAGCAAUUGAAAGUUAUUACCAGAGGUACCUGGAUGGAGUGGGGAAAAAUGGAGCUGCCCCAGUGCUCCUGGAGCUGGCCAAUGAGGUGGACUACGCACCCUCAUUAAUGGCCCGGAUUAUACUGGAGAGGUUUCUACAAGAACACAAGGAAACUCCGCCCCCUUUCCCCUCAUCACAUAGGAACAGGAAGAGAGAAGCUCCUGAGGCCACUGAGAUACCCCAAGCUCAGGAUACUGCAGCUGUAUGUGAUGAUCUAAAUGCGAAUGGUCUUCAUUAUCCCCGGCGUAAUGCCUCCAAGUCUGUUAUAAAUAGUCUGCUACGGGACCCUUCUCAGAUUCCAGAUGGAGUUCUAGCAAAUCAGGUCUAUCAGUGCAUUGUGAACGACUGCUGUUAUGGACCGCUGGUGGACUGCAUCAAACACGCUAUUGGCCAUGAGCACGAAAUCCUGCUGAGAGACUUGCUUCUAGAGAAGAAUCUGUCCUUCCUAGAUGAAGAUCAGCUCCGUGCAAAGGGUUAUGACAAAACACCAGACUUUAUUUUACAAGUACCAGUAGCUGUAGAAGGGCACAUAAUUCACUGGAUUGAAAGCAAAGCCUCAUUUGGUGAUGAAUGUAGCCACCACGCCUACCUGCAUGACCAGUUCUGGAGCUACUGGAAUAGAUUCGGGCCGGGCCUGGUCAUCUACUGGUACGGAUUCAUCCAGGAGCUGGACUGUAACCGGGAGAGGGGCAUCCUGCUCAAAGCCUGCUUCCCCACGGACAUCGUCACCUUGUGCCACGGCGCCGCUGCGCCCUGACGGGCCUGGACCAGAGGCUGCGGGGGGAAGGUGGAUCCGGAAGCAAUUUCACUUCCCUGCAGCGUCAACUCCUGGCAACAUCUGCCCUGAACUCCAGCUGAACCCUUGCUGCCCGUGGUCACACCACUGCCUCUUUAGACAAACAUAGCAGGAGUCUCUGUUUUCCUUCAUCCCUUGCUGAUGUGAGCAGCCAAGAGCUACAGACACAACCCACUCAUUGUCAGCGUUUCUGUCUCUGUCAAACAGUUGGUUUAUAGAUAGUCAUAAUCUGUCUUCCUUCCGGAUGGUUUCUCCCUGAAUACUGAACAAAAGGGAAAACGUGGGGACUCCAAGGUGUGAUUUUUCAAUGCUCCUCCCAGUCCCCGAAUCACCCUCUUAUUUUUUUUUCCCCUAAGAUUCCUCCCCCUCCCCCUUCUCUUCAUGAAACCCAGACACCCAGGGUCGCAUGACCGCGUGGCAGCAUCCAGCCGGGUCCCAGCAACACUGAGGCCAUGGUCCGAAGCCGAAUCCUCGCCCUCACCUGCGGGCUCCGAGGCCCCGCGGGCAGCCCGUGCCGCCGCCUUCGCCCAGGCUUCGCGGCUUCCUGACUUCCAGGGCCCUGAGCCAAGCUGAAAAAUACACUUGAUGAGAAUUUCCUCUUUUCCUAAGACUUAUUUGAGCACCAAACAUUUCUCAUUUAUCUCAUUGGAAAGUGUCCGUUACAUUGUGUCUAGAAACCGCACUCCUCCGCGGGCGGGGGGCGGAGCGGGGCGGCUGGAGCGAGGUGCCAGCCGAGACAGGAGUUUAUUUUUAAAACGUGGCUAGUUCUCAGUGAUGUGCGAUCGUAUUUUUAUGAGCAAAAUUCUUUGAAAGUGCAUUUGGUGCACUGCUUUUCACCUGCAUUUUAUACCACGUAAUUAUAAAACGCUCAUAACUGGGGCAUUAGAAAUAUUCAGCUUGGAACGAAUGAAGUGCGCUGGAAGUGAACCUGGGACGAUUUUCAAGAAGCAGAAUCAGGCAGAGGGUGUAUCUGUUCACUUUAUUUGGUCACCUUCUAUGCUGCAAAUCAGAUUUCACUAAAGCAAAACAUCAGUGAACUCAUUAUAAAUCUGUCUUUUGGGAAGUUAAAGAUUAAUGUAUGCCCAGAAAUAUAUUUAGUAAAAUACAUUGACAAAACAUGACUUUGGCAAUGUUGAAUUGGCGAGUUUGGAGCUGUUAAUAAAGGUGUAAGUUUUUACAAACGUG
Molecule: messenger RNA, 2390 nt
Organism: Myotis lucifugus (little brown bat)
Lineage: Eukaryota; Metazoa; Chordata; Mammalia; Chiroptera; Vespertilionidae
Gene: CDIN1
Product: chromosome unknown C15orf41 homolog
Exons: 12
Coding region: 183-1166 (327 amino acids)
Biological process (GO): erythrocyte differentiation
Cellular component (GO): nucleus; cytoplasm
Source: RefSeq, a predicted model, not a curated record